Poeciliopsis prolifica (blackstripe livebearer) is the source of this 851-nucleotide messenger RNA. RefSeq names its product THAP domain containing 4 (gene thap4). NCBI's taxonomy places the organism in Eukaryota, Metazoa, Chordata, Actinopteri, Cyprinodontiformes, Poeciliidae. The transcript is spliced from 5 exons. Bases 151 to 666 code for a protein of 171 amino acids. The record is from RefSeq and is a predicted model, not a curated record.
CCUUGUCACCUCCGGCAAACUACACUUCCCAGGAGUCGUUGCGGUGCUCGUUAACUGCGUCUAAACAGGUCCUACCUCUUUGCGACUUUCUCUUUAUAUUUCUGUCCUUGGUUAGGAUUCACUCUCUCCGUCCAGAAGCAAAUUUUGUCCAUGGCGUCUCCCACUGAUGACAACGUAGCAGUGCAGCUGAAUCCCGUCCUGAAGCCUCUCAGUUGGCUGCUGGGUACCUGGGAGAGCGACGAACCCGGAGAAGGAACCUUCCCCACCAUAAAACCUUUCCGAUACACUGAGAAACUAUGUUUCACCCAUGUUGGGCAACCAGUCAUCAACUUUACGUUUAAAGCAUUUCAUGCGGAGUCCAAUAAGCCUCUCCACAGAGAAUGUGGUUUUAUUCGAAUCCAGCCGGGGACAAACAAAGUGGCCUUCAUUAUUGCACAGAACUCAGGUCUGGUGGAGAUUGAAGAGGGGGAGCUGACAGGAAAUCAGCUCAAGCUGCAGUCUCAAAGCCUGGGUAGAAUCUCUUUUGCCAAAGAGCCCCAUGUACAACAGAUUGGCAGAGUCUUGCAACUCCGACCAGACGGGAAGCUGGAACAGACUGUUUCUAUGGCAACAGACAGCCAGCCGCUCACUCAGCACUUGCACAUCACUUACAGCCCGUCAUCUUGACCAGCUGUGGCCCGGCCAUUGCUUUUUAUACCACACCUGUCAGAGCAACAUUUUAGGAGUGUGGUUCAGAAACCUUUUCUUUCUCAGGGAGUUUUUUGUUUUAAAUAUUGCAUGCAUUUAAAUGUGUCCCUGUUUUGAAUCUACAUGGUCCUAAUGGAUAAUAAAGAUUAAACUUAGAACAGUAA